AUGGACAGGUACGUGGUGCACACGAAGAGCCCCAACGUGUCGCCCAUCAAACGAAAACGAGAAGAAGAAGAAGAGGAACAGAGAGCCCUUGGCGUUGGGGGCAGCGCAAGUCCGCAAAAGAAAGCCCGAAAGGCUAAAGGCAAGGAAAAAGCCAUCGAACAUGAACAUGAAGUAGAAGAACAUACCACGGCAUCAACCACGAGCACUACUACUGUGCUGACGUCAGCCAAGAAGAAAAACAAAACCGCAACAACGAUUGGCGGAACGCUGCCAGCGGGGGUGGUGGCCAAGUGGACCGACGACGGGGGCGUGGAGGGCAUGGAGGCGGUGCGGCUGCUCGACGGCGGCCUGUUCCGCCGGCACCCGCAAUUCAUCGAGCCGGACGAGGCCGCGCGCAUCCUCGCGGGCCUGAUGCGCGACAUUCCCUGGCUGCAGUCGGACAUCAGGGUCUACGGCAAGACCUACAAGUCGCCGCGCAUGCAGUGUUGGAUGGCUGACGAUGAUGUGGUGGCGUCGACGUACCUGAAGACCCAGCCGACGCCCUGGUCCGACGACAUGCGCGCGCUGCGGCAGCGGCUCGAGCGCACGCUGGGCUGCCGCUUCAACUACCUCCUACUCAACCUCUACCGCGAUGGCCGCGAUCACAUCUCCUUCCACGCCGACCGCGAAGCCAUCCCCGAAGGCAAGGGGGUGAUCGGGUCGCUGUCGCUGGGGGCGGAGCGGAGGUUCGUACUGCGGCACACGGCGACGAAGGCCAAGCUGGAGUUCGCGAUGCCGUCGGGCUCGCUGAUGGUGAUGGACGGCCGCACGCAGGAGUCCUGGCAGCACGCCGUGCCCAAGCAGGCCCGGGUCACCCAACCGCGCAUCAACCUCACCUUCCGCAUCAGCUGA
Messenger RNA from Acanthamoeba castellanii str. Neff, 891 nucleotides. Its product is annotated as oxidoreductaselike protein. The record is from RefSeq and is a predicted model, not a curated record. Gene Ontology annotation, biological process: DNA repair; DNA alkylation repair. Gene Ontology annotation, molecular function: dioxygenase activity. Bases 1 to 891 code for a protein of 296 amino acids. The transcript is spliced from 3 exons. Lineage: Eukaryota; Discosea; Longamoebia; Acanthamoebidae. Gene Ontology annotation, cellular component: nucleus.